CCAAUUUCCAACCCCCCAGGCAGCAGGAUGACGCUGUGGAAUGGCUCCUUCCCCUUCUACGCUGGCACCAAUGCUUGCUUCCCCUUCAACACCACCUCGGCCGUCAUCGCCUCCGUCUUCCUCUCUGCUCUGGCCACUUCCAUCAUCAUCCUGCCGGGCAUCCGAGGAAAGGGGCGACUCUUCUGGCUCCUGCGGGUGAUGAUGGGACUCUUCAUCGGAGCCGUGGUCCUCACCAUGCAGUUCACCAGGGACUGGGAGAGCGGCUGGGUGACAGCAAACACCUCCUACAAGUCCUUCAGCAGUGCCGUGGUGAAGGCGGACAUCGGGCUGCACAUCGGCCUGGCGGGGGUGAACGUCACGCUGGUGGGAAACCCGGUGAAUCAGGUCAAUGAGACCAUCAACUACAACGAGCACUUUGCCUGGAGCUUCGAUGCAGACUACGACCACAGCUAUAGCGAAGGCCUGGAGAAGGGGCUGCCCAGUCCCAUCCUCUACGUGGCAGAGAAGUUCACCACAGAAAGCCCCUGCAACAUGCACAGGCAGUACCGCAUCUCCGGCCGCUACGCGUCCAUCACGCUGUGGAUGGCCUUAUGCACCUGGCUCAUUUCCAUCCUGCUCUUCUCCAUGCCCAUCCUCCUUUAUGGUGGCUACAUGCUCCUGCUCACUGCUGCGCUGAUGCUCUUCUCACUGCUCUUCUUCAUCACUGCGAGGAACACCCCGAAGUGUCCCAUCCAGUUUGGACGAGCCUCCCUGAAAACAGACUACGGUGGAUCCUUUUGGCUGACAUUAGCAACAGGGCUGCUGUGCCUGCUGCUGGGCCUGGGCGUGAUCAUCCUCAACUCCGUGCGACCACAGAAGCUGAAGCUUGUCUUUAACCUGGAUGAGGGAAAGGGAGAAAAAGCAGAGGGGUGGGACAAGCCCCACCUGCCAGAUGAGUCCAGCUCCUCUGACCAGGAUGUACUGAUGGUCCCCCUAAAUGAGCUUUGCGAGGUGACGACCACCCAGCUGUAAGACACAGUUGGGCGGGGACAGGAGAAGGAGGAUAAAGACAGAGGACAUCAUCCCCCCGAAUACAUGUUCAGGUCCAAACCCCCAGAAGCCCAGGUGAGAAGAGACACAUCAACAGCUGACUGAAAAGAAUAUCCAAAUCUGGAAAGAUUCCUCAAAAACAAUAGUUGUAUUCCUGCCCCUAUGAUUUAGUGCCAUGUUGGAUGUCCCAAACCCUGAUGGUGUCCUGAAUGUUGGAGGAACCAAUUUCUGGAGGCAUCCUGGAUUUCAGAUGCAUCCAAGCACCCCACUGCUGAGGCUCGUGGACAGUGGGUCAGGGAGCUGCUGGGCUGCACACUAUGCUGGAAGCAGAGCAGUCAGAGUUGGUCGGUAGGCUCCUGCUUCUUACACUGCUUAUGAACACCCCAAACCACAAUUCCGUGAGCAGCCUUGGAGGCUGGAUCACAAAGGAGCAUCAAACCACCAGGCAGUCUGCCUGCCCUACAAAGAGCCAGGAGGGGACCAAGGGCCAUCUCACCCCGCUCCCCUCCCCUGGCUCUGCACAAAGCUCUGGAUGCAGUUUCAUUCACAUUCAGUGUAAAAGGCUGUGGAAAUGAACUUGUCAUGGGGUAUGCAAAGCUGGAAUCCUGCAAAUCCAGGGUGGAUGUGGCCACCCAAUGCUUUUUGUUUAGUUUUGUUUGUUUGUUUGUUU
Anas platyrhynchos (mallard) is the source of this 1699-nucleotide messenger RNA. It is a transcript of the gene DUOXA1, whose product is annotated as dual oxidase maturation factor 1. Gene Ontology annotation, biological process: protein transport. NCBI's taxonomy places the organism in Eukaryota, Metazoa, Chordata, Aves, Anseriformes, Anatidae. The record is from RefSeq and is a predicted model, not a curated record. Gene Ontology annotation, cellular component: endoplasmic reticulum membrane.